Messenger RNA from Cryptomeria japonica (Japanese cedar), 3121 nucleotides. Its product is annotated as pentatricopeptide repeat-containing protein At1g03100, mitochondrial. The transcript has 2 exons. The annotation marks the transcript as partial. Gene Ontology annotation, molecular function: protein binding. The record is from RefSeq and is a predicted model, not a curated record. Lineage: Eukaryota; Viridiplantae; Streptophyta; Pinopsida; Cupressales; Cupressaceae.
AAAAAUAAUACUGGUUGGAAUUUCUUCGACCACUGUAAAAUCUUAAUAUCUAGCGAAGUGGGCCACCCCAGUGCCCUUCCAAAGAGAGCGACGAGCGCAAGCAUACGGAAGUGCGAUUUUAGGCUACUUUUGCAUUUUACAUGGGUGAAUUUGGAGGGAGCUAUUUUCUACAUUUUGGCGGGCGGAAGUAAUCCAGGUGGAAAUUAUUGUGCAAAUCCCUUCAUUCUGUUGUUCGCUGAAAUUCUAUAUACACGACCUCAGGUCCUUUUACAUUUUCACACACUUCCAUUAAAUUUUUUGUCUUCUUUGAUUGCUUACACUCAGAGACAUAAGUCUGGCUGCCAUUCUGAUUGUGAGUCUGCUGGCACUUACGGCACAUGUUUACAGUUUCGUAAUCAAGUCAAAGCAGAAAAUCAGGUCUAUAAUUUCUCACUUGCACAUCAUUUAACUGCGAUCAUUCCCAAAGGCUCUAGUCCUUUGCAACGCCUUACUUUCUUCAGAUAUUGUUAUUCUACUUCUGCAAUUAUACCACAUGAUGAAUUGAUUGGAAGACUAGAAACUGCUCUGGAGACACGAAAUGCAGACGAUGCUUGGACAAUAUUUGAACGUUUGCACAGGCUUAGAGGCUUACCAGAAGGGUUGAUUGUUAAUCGGACAAUCAAUGUUCUUACUUAUUCUGGAAGUUCAAAAUUGAUAAAAAGGGCUUAUGGACUUGUCUUUACAGUCCUACGUGAGAGGAAAUGGCAUAUCUUGACUCGGGCUUCCUUGAUCCAACUGUGCUUGACCGUUGCAAGAGCUCAGAUGCCUCUUCAGGCUGCCAUGAUUCUGAGAACGAUGGGAGAGAAAAGAAGGUUUCCUUCGGUGAGUAUGUGGAAUACGGUCAUUGCACACAUGGUUAAAUCUGAAAUUGGUACCUAUUUAGCAUCUGAGGUGUUGAUUGAACUUUGUAUUUUAGUUCUAGAUGCAAAGCAGAGAAAAAAGAGACUUGUAAUGACUCCAGAUACUAGAGCUUUCUGUGUUGUAUUGAAUGCCUGUGUUGGAUUUGGGUCUUUUCGGAAAGCAAAAGAGAUUGUGGCACUCAUGCCUCUUGUAGGGGUCACGGCUGAUGCCACCUGUUUUAUAAUAAUGGCUCAGAUAUAUGAGAAAACUGGUUGCAAAGAAGAAUUAGAGAAAUUGAAGCGGAUCAUUGGGCAAGAUCCUAGCAUGAUUUGUCGUCAGUAUCAACAGUUUUACAGUAGCCUUCUGACAUGUCAUCUUAACUUUGGUGAUUUGGAUGCUGCCUCAAAGCUUGUAUUGGAUAUGCUUCAAUCUGCUAAACAGAAGAAUUCAAAGAACCAUACAAGAGUAGCGCCAGAAAUAACUUGGAUUGAGGGUGAUGAGCAAUGUAACCAAUCUGUAGGUCAGGUUGUCUCAGAGAAUUUACCUAAGCAAUUCACAAAGAAGUUCAAGUAUCCCAUGGUUCAGAUUGAGGCCGAAACCCUACAAAGUGACUCUGCAAUUGAAGUUCCCAGCUAUGAAUAUCUUGUUAAUUAUGAGAAGAAAAUAUUGUCUCCAAGUGCAAAGAUUUAUGCUAUGCUUGCAAAGAGAUAUUUGCAAGCUGGAAAGAGUGCAGAAUUAGCACGGUUUCUUAUCAGGGUAGACCAAGAGUUAGGGAUUACCGUAGCAGAAAACUCAUUAUGCACACAAGUCAUUGAUGCAUGCAUUGAACUAGGUUCGUUGGACGAUGCACAUGAUAUGAUGGAUGAAAUGAAUUCAGCUGGAGUUCAAGUUUGUGUUGGGUUAUACUCAGCACUCCUGAAAGCUUAUUGUAAGGCAAGACGUCUGAAGGACAUUGCUCCAGUUCUCAGGGUAGUAAAAAAAGCAGGAUGUCUGCUGGACCCAAGUUGCCUGCCCGCACUGGUUGAGGCACACGCAGACCAAAAAGAUAUGAAUAAUGCUGAAAAUCUCGUUGGGGAGAUCAGAGAAAUAAAGAAUUCUUUGUCAAAAGAUACCAGCUCAAGAUUGAAGACGGGCCUUACAAUUAACACCAUAUUAAAUUUGAAGGCCCGUUUUUUAGAGGAAGUUAGUAAGAAUCAACAGGUCAUUCCCCGUGUCUAUGAAUUGAACUCAGCCAUUCAGUUUUUCUGUAAGGGGCAUCUCAUGGACGAUGCUGAGAAAGCCUAUAGAAAGAUGAUAAAGUUGGGUUAUCAACCGAAUUCACAGACAUUUGAACAUUUGAUUAGUGGUUAUUCUGCAGAAGAUAACUAUUCUAAAAUAGCAUUCUUAUGGGGGGACAUGAAAAGGAUGGAAUAUGAUACUGCAGGAAGUGCAGACAAUGCUGUAAAGUUUGAUAAAGAGCUCCAUGACAUUCUUCUUUACAAUUUCCUUAGAUUUGGCCAUUUUGAAAGAUCGAUGGAGCUGAUUGCUCGAAUGGAACAGCAAAACAUGUUUGUUGAUAAAUGGAAGUACAAACAAGUUUUUAUAAAAUUUCAUAGAGAUCUUUCCAUGCAUAGGAAGCCUUCCAAAGUACAAAUUGAAGAACAAUUAAGGAGAAGAAAGUACUUGGUAGCAUUUAAGCAGUGGGCAGGCCUGAUUUAAUUUUUUGACCCCUUCAUUGUUGAAGUUUUUGAACCAUGGUCAUGAAUUCUGGAUCAGAGAACUUAAUGGAGAGAAGGAAAGGGAGAUUGUUCUCAAGACCACAGUUGUGACAUCCAGGCACACAGCCUGUGCAUGUUAGGGUUUGCAGCAUGCCUGGUUUGCAAUACACCAAAUCAAGAACUGUGGAAAAGAUAUACAAUACUGAUGCAGAGUGCCAAGUUGACAAUUCAAUGUCAAUGUUCCUAUCUUGCUGUGCAGUCCUUUCUCUCCUGCAUUUGGGAUGGUCAGUCCCGCUUUUAGUGACUCUCUUCAAAAAAGGACCAGUUCGAAAGAGCUCGCUAAUAUUGCCGAACCCUUAAUAUGUCAGGCUUAAGUUUGGUAGGAGUUCAAAUUCAAGGACACGUAUCUCAAAGCAGGGCAGAACUCCCAAGGUUCCAAAAAAUAUUAUCCUAUAAAGCGUGUAAAAAAGAAGCACGAAUGAUACAAUUGUCUGCUCAGUGCACUUUCAAUAAAUGUUAUGGAAGCCUAUACUACUUCGAAAGUC